AUGGCGCAGUUUCUGCUCACCGUACAAGUCCUACUCGCAUUGACCUUCUGGAUCGGAUCAGGCUCGUCGAGCCGAUACAAUGCCGGCGAUCAUGUCCCUUUCUUCGUCAACAAAGUGGGUCCUCUCCACAAUCCAAGUGAGACCUAUCAAUAUUAUGAUUUGCCCUUCUGCCGUCCAGAGCCUGUGAUUGAGAAGAAGGAAACUCUUGGGGAAGUUCUUAAUGGUGACCGGUUGAUGAGCUCGUUAUAUGAACUGAAGUGUGGGGAGGACAAAACUCAUGUUACAUUGUGCCAUAAGAGAUUGACAUUGAGUGAAAUUGCCAGGUUUAGAGAUACCAUUGCUCAAAAUUUCUACUUUCAAAUGUAUUACGACGAUCUCCCAUUGUGGGGGUUUGUUGGAAAAGUAGAGGCAGAUUGUUCUGGUCGCGGGGAGAAGAAUGCUAAGUAUUAUAUAUUCAGUCACUUAAACUUCAAUGUCCUGUACAAUUCAGACAAAGUCAUUGGAAUCAGUAGUUUUAGCGAUCCGAAUUAUCUGGUUGAUAUAUCAGAGAACACUGAGAUUGAUGUUCAGUUUACAUACUCGGUUUCUUGGAAUUUGACUUCAGAAAUGUCUGAGACAAGAAUGAGUAAGUACUCCCAAGCGUCUUUACAUCCUAUCAGCCAGAAGAUUCACUUUUUCUCAUUUCUUAACUCGAUAAGUGUUGCUGUGUUGUUGAUUGGACUUCUUACUUUUCUCUUCAUGCGGCAUCUCAAGAGUGAACUUAGAAGUUGCUUGAACGGAGAUGAAGAAGACAAGAGAGAAGUGGGUUGGAAACUCAUACAAAGUGAUGCAUUUAGAUGUCCUCGGAAUAUCUCCUUGCUUUGUGCGUUCUUAGGAACUGGUAUUCAAUUACUAAUCUUGAUCAUUGCUCUAUUUGCAUUGGCCUUCACCGGUUUUCUAUACCCGUACAAUCGCGGAAUGAUAUUGACUUCUCUUGUCAUCAUGUACACUCUAACAUCAGUAGUGGCUGGUUACACAUCUGCUUCUUUCCAUAGCCAUUUUGAGGGAAACAAACAGUUUCAACCUCCCUCCGCUAUUAAAAGAAACCCCCGAGAAAUUCCACCACAGAAUUGGUAUAGGAGAAAGCUGUACCAGAUGUUUCUUGGAGGCCUUGUACCUUUCAGUGCAGUUGCCCUUGAGUGGCACCAGCUCUAUGCAAGCUUGUGGGGGUUCAAAAUAUAUACCUCUCCUGGAAUAAUGCUUUACACAUUCGUUGUGCUCAUCUUCUUGACUGCGAGUGUUGGUAUUAUCUUGACCUACAUUCAGCUAUCCGGAGAAGAUCAUGAAUGGUGGUGGAGAUCGAUAUUUUGCGGAGGAUUCACGGCGAUCUUCAUGUACGGGUAUGGAAUAUUGUUCUAUCUGAGGUCUGACAUGACCGGGUUUCUGCAGUUGAGCUUCUACUUAGGAUAUACGUCUUUGUUAUGUUACGCUCUCUUCUUGGUUCUUGGGACCAUAAGUUUCUUGGCUUCUUGGAUAUUUAUUCGCCUCAUCUACCGUUCUGCCAAGCUCGAAUAA
Molecule: messenger RNA, 1554 nt
Organism: Thlaspi arvense
Lineage: Eukaryota; Viridiplantae; Streptophyta; Magnoliopsida; Brassicales; Brassicaceae
Source: the annotation of a GenBank genome assembly